GUCGCGCAGCAGUGGGAGAAGCCCGCGCGGAAGGUGCCCAUGAAGUUCGCGAGGCAGGCGCCCAUUGCCGACGAGUCGCUCCUGAGCCAAAACAAGCCAGGGAAGUUGAACAAGGCGGCGCGCCCCAAGAAGGGCAACAUCUGGAUGUGGGGCGCCGUGCUGCAGGGGGGGCUCGCGCAGAACACCCUGCGCCGCGGGCUAGUGGACUCCGAUGAUGGCGAGAUCGUUAACGCCAGGGGUUUCACCAUCGACGCCAUCGAGAGCAAGUGGGGCAUCCUGAAGAGGUGGUUGAAGGCCAAGUACGGCGGCAAGCUCCUGAACUACGCGGACCGAGUGAAGUGGCGCUACGCGAUUAACGAGUACCAGGCGCGCUGCUACCUCAGCAUGGACCACGCUCUGAUGGGUGAGAAGUACUACUACGUGCCUCUCGCCAAAG
Messenger RNA from Prorocentrum cordatum, 436 nucleotides. The record is from the annotation of a GenBank genome assembly. Lineage: Eukaryota; Dinophyceae; Prorocentrales; Prorocentraceae.